Molecule: messenger RNA, 7676 nt
Organism: Penaeus chinensis
Lineage: Eukaryota; Metazoa; Arthropoda; Malacostraca; Decapoda; Penaeidae
Product: phosphatase and actin regulator 2-like
Exons: 12
Coding region: 915-3782 (955 amino acids)
Biological process (GO): actin cytoskeleton organization
Molecular function (GO): actin binding
Source: RefSeq, a predicted model, not a curated record
GUGUGUGUGUGUGUAUGUUUUGUCUAAACAAGAUCUUGUAUUUCUUCAGGCUUUCCUAUCUCGGGUUUAUGACGACGUGGGUAAUGCGGUGCAGGUUUUUAAAACCGAGAACUUGAUCUUGGCUUUUUAAAGGAAGAUAGGGAUGGAAAAGGGGGAAGAAGAAGAAGAAGAAGAAGAAGAAGAAGAAGAAGAAGAAGAAGAAGAAGAAGAAGAAGAAGAAGAAGAAGAAGAAGAAGAAGAAGAAGAAGAAGAAGAAGAAGAAGAAGAAGAAGAAGAAGAAGAAGAAGAAGAAGAAGAAGAAAAGGAGGAGUAGGAGAAAGAGGUGGAGAAUUGGGCCGCUGGUUGUUAAAGGUCAUCCUCCCUCCCCUGCCCCCUCCCGCCCUUGAAUUUCUCCCGAUUAUCCUCCGGCCUCUGCUGGCGUCGACCAUGCCUGCGUCUUGCCCCUCUCCCUCCACCUGUGCUCAGCUUCCUUCGCAGACGUUUCUGUAAGGAGCUUUUCGGUUACCAGUUAGGGCCUCAUUUGGGAAGUGGCUUUGGCUCCCUGGGACUUCUCGCUAGGCAUCCUUAGCCACGUUAGUUAUCGUGCGACCCUUUGAAUGUGGAAUUGUUCGAUAGUGCUUGUUGAUAGAGCGACUGGCAGUUUGGUAAUGUUUCCUUUGCAGAGAACUGUUGCAUUGGCGUUGAUGCUAAGUAGCUUUGCAUCCUGCGCGACUGAGUUCCCAUGACCGCAGAGGUGAUGAUGGACGUUGGCGGAGAGGAGGAUGUCGAGGACCUCCGGGGCGCCCCGCGUGGCUCCCUCUCUCUGGCCUGCUCGGGGGCUGUGCCGGCCGUCUGUUGAUGGCCCUGCCCCUCGCUGCUUUUCCCUCGCGUGACCUCCUUGACUAGAAUUCCCUGCUCGAUCGCUUCGCGUGUUGAUGGCACGCGACCUUGCCUCGCCGCCGCCGUGCCCGAGAGGUGACAAAGACUCGCAGCGUGAGACCUUUGUGCCGGCCAGCGACCGAACCGCCGCCGGGAAGAUGUCCCUGUUGGAGGCCAUGAAGGCGUGGACGCUUGGUCCAUGGGCGCGGCGGCGGGACAAGAAGCGCGUGAGCGUGGCUCUAUGGGGAGGCCGUCCCGUGGAGUCCGACAUGUGCUCACACCUUUUGGGGACGCCGGGGAUCUACCGCCGCCGCCUCUCCUCCCCGUGCGAUGGCGACGUGCUGGACCUGUACACUGCCGCCGCUGCGGCAGCCGCCACGCCCUCGUUCACGAACGGACCCCCGCUGUACCAUCCGCCGGCCUUCCCGGCCGGCUACACGCCCCUCGAGGAUCUGCGCCCACGACGCUUUUCCGGCAAGAAAGUCGAGGUAGAGUCUGCUAAUAUCCUGGACGUCCCUCGUGUGGAGGUGACGCCCCCUGAUGACACUCCUCCAGCCUCUGCAACGGAGGACGGUCAGCAGGACUCCUUUCCCCCCUCCUAUAGUGUUGGGGACCCCGUGCCCACGCCCCAAGGUGAUGACGCGAAGGCUGGAGGAGCGGAGGUGGUGGGACAGGAGUGGAAGGAGGAGGGGAAGACGCUGCAAGGGCUAGAAAGCUCCGAGUGUGACGGACAGUGCGUGAUUGAGUGCCAACAGAACACUCUGGGCCUGGAGGGAGUCGCAGAUGCCCUUGCACUCGUGCCCUAUGAUCCCCAAAAUAUCCCAGGAGAUAUAAAUAAGCAAGUGCUCAGUGAGGAGGACGAGAAGGAGGAGGUGAAGGAGGAGGAGGAGGUGGUGUUUCACGGAGAAUACUUUAACUCGUGUGCACCAGUGAUACUAAGUGAUGGGGAUAAAGCGGACGAGGAAGAGGAGAAGAAGGAGGAGGGACAGCAGCAGGCGAAUGUGGAGGAACAUUGGAGGAGAGUUUCUCUGGCAGAGAUACGAGGUGUACCCCAAGGAGAAACCCGGGAGGAGCCCCAAGGAGAGGAACUUGGAGACAUUCUGUGGGCGGAGGUGACGGCACAACUCAGGGACGUCUGGGACGAGAUCGGCCUCAUCGACGACUCACCGAGGUCGCAAAGCUCGUUCCCAUGCAUCCUGCCCCAAGAGCCUGUGAAGGAGAGGUGCGAGGGCGUGAACGGUAAUGUUGGAAGUGGUGAUGGUUCGCCUCAACAGCACCCUGCCUUCAGCCCCCUAGCCUCUGGUGCUCCCACAACCACCACAACAGUUCCCCCCCUCAGCAGCCAACCGCUGUCCACGACCCACGAGUCCCAGCCCCCAGACUAUCAUAGUCACCACCACAUCAUUUCCUCAGACAGACCGGAGCGCCCAACGUCACUCAUGGCACCGGGCGUUUCCGAUGGGGGCAUGGGAGGAGUACAAGUGUUGCCAACAGAAAUACCGAGUGGCUUACAUCCAGUUCACCAACGCGACACCCACACCUACUAUGGAGGGCAGGGCUCUGCGUCAGAGUACAACUCUAAUGAGCAAGCCUACAUGGACCACCACCAUGUUGCACAUCUACCAGAGCCCCCGAUCCCUGUGUCGGAGAUCGGGCCCAUCCCUCCACCUCCAAUGUUUUCCUCGCCAUCACCUGUGGUUCACCCAAGGAGUCACCCUCCCCCGCCGUAUCACCCACCUACGUCAGUGGCUGGUGCAGGGGUACAGAAUGCCAUGGGUCACAAUCUAUCUAAUUCUGAAUAUGGUGUCAGAGAGGAUGAUGAUGAUGAUGAUGAUGAUGAUGAGGAUGAUGAGGAUGUGAAAAGCAGUUCAGCUAAUGGCAUCCUCGGAUGGUUUGAAGCCAGAAUGGCGGAAUUUGCUAAUGCUGAUGAUGAUAUAGAAGAUGUAGAUGAGGGCACAGAGGUUGAUGGUGUUGUGUUUUACAACACCAACCAUGGCCCUUAUGUUGACACCUCCAGAGUAGAAGAAGUACCUGCACGGGAGCCCAGACUAGAUGCCAAGCCUCUGAAAUCUGCACUCAAGAAGAAGAAUCCCUCAGGAACUGCCAAUGGGUCUGCAGGCACGCCCCCAGCUGGAACUCCCACUGAUGGGGGCAAGCCUCUGACUGUGCGGCAAGAUGGCAACAGGCGCCUACCGCUUCGACCCAGUGUUAGGAUUAGGUUCAGCACGAAGCCCAUCAAAUUUUCCUACAGCCGAGGGGAUGGUGGAGACAAAUCGUCGGGGGAAAACAAGGAAAACAGUGUCCCGUUCACAUACCUCCCUCCCAACACUGUCCUCCCCAAUUCCUUACAAGAGUCACGGGUGGAUGAUGAUGAUGAGGACGGCCCCAUCCUCUAUCGCGAAGAUGAUGAGGAUGAAGAUCGUCUAGCUUCAAAAGUGGCAAGAAGAGACAGUCUUGCACAGAAGUUGGCUUGUCGACCAAACAAACAAGACCUAAUCGAUCGAAACAUCAUUCACAUGCAAUCAGAGAAUGACAGGAAGGAGUUUAGAGAAGCAAUUGGAGCCAAGCUUACAAGACGUUUGAGUUUACGACCAUCAGCGGAAGAGCUAGAGGAAAGAAAUAUUCUUAAAACAACUACUCCUGAGGAGGCACGUAAACAGAAGGAGGAAAAAAGAAAAACUCUCUUACGAAAGUUGUCCUUUAGGCCAACUCUAGAAGAGCUUCGAGAACGAAAAAUUAUACGCUUCAAUGAUUAUAUAGAGGUGACUCAGGCACAUGAGUACGAUCGACGAGCAGACAAGCCAUGGACGCGUCUUACACCAAGAGACAAGGCAGCCAUUAGGAAGGAACUGAAUGACUUCAAAAGCAUGGAAAUGGAGGUGCACGAAGACUCAAGACAUCUUACUCGAUUCCACAGACCUUGAUUGGGGGUUAGGCGUAGUAAGACAAGCCCAAUACUCCACGAGAAGAAGAAGAAAUAACCCAAGCAACAUUUAUAUACUGUAUUACCAAUGUGUGUGCCUGUUGUAUUGUGUCUGAUACUCUUUACUUAAGAAGAACACUGUCAACAAUUUGAUCUUUUUAUGUUCUUUCAUUUCUCUUCCCCUUUUCAGCUUCUUCUCUCUGGUUUUGAUACAAACACAGGAAUAAAUCAAGAAACACCUUAUGAUAUGGUCUUGCUAAUGAUAAGAACUAAUGUUAAAACAAUUUUAGUAUUUAAAUAACAAUUAUUUUAUUUUGUUUACUUUUUGUAUAUUUAUCACUUGAGUGUAUAUGUGUAUGAAUGUAUUCAUAUAUACAUACAUGAAUGUAUAUUCAACUUUUCUUUUCAACUCAAGAACAACAUAUGAGGAUAUUUUGAAUCUUAUCUGAAGGGCAAGCAGUAUCAGACCACCAACAAAUAACACCAUGGUAUCUUUCAGUGUUGCUGGGUUUUGAAGGAUCCUUCCAAAUUUGUCUUGUACCAAUGUAGAGCAUAUAUAUCACCUACUAUAGUUUACUACAUUUGAUCAGUCAGUGUGUAUAUGUAUGCCAUACAUAUUGAUUAUUGUGUGGUUUGUUCAGUGGUUUCUUGGUUGUUUGGACAAUAACAACAUAGUCAUAUGAUAAUGAAGUAAGAUAUUUUACCACUUGUAUUUUUUUUUUCUUAUUUUUCUUUUUAAGUAUAUUUUUUAUCCUAGAAUAUGUUUUAAAUGUGUUUAACACAAUGCAGAACUGUGAUGAAUAGGGUUUGCAGGCUGUAUUUUCUGUCAGAUAAUCAGAUAACUGAGAUUCCACUGUGUACAUGCGUUGUGUGUGUGCAUUGCUUUAGGUGCACAUGAGCGUGUGUGGAAGCCCACGUAUUGCUGUGAUACUGAUGCUCUGAGUGAUAUUACAUGUUAGUCCUUGGGCCAGCAUCUGUCAUUCACUGGUGUCGGACUAACCACACCAGCAUCUGUGCCAAGGGGUCUGGGCGGAGUCUCGUUACCUCACCUACCUGCACAGAAUCAUCUUUUAAGCCAUUCUCACUUCAGUGAAUGUCCAACUAGGGUGGAAACCUCUCUCUUUAACAUUGUAUAAUGGAAGGUAUUAGAGAUGAAUAGAUUUCUAUUGCUAGGAUAGAGUGAAAUGUGAAAAAAAUAUUUCAACCAUUCUACUUGCUAUUUUUGUAAACUUCUUCCUUUCCUUUCCUAUCCAUCAUUUUUAUGAGAAGUUGAUUGUUAGCCCCCAUGACUGAAUGAAAUAUUUGAUUUGAUAAAUUCACUGUCUAUUUUGACCAAGAAGGGCAUGUGUACAGCUAAGUGAGUUUGUUAGCUUCCUUGGUCCAGUUUAGGUGGCCACUUGUUGUGAUAACCAACGACUCUGUAACUCCAUAGUUUCUUAGAGGAUACACUUUGUUUAGGAUUUUGUGUCCAAGUUAUUCAUUACGAAAAGAGAUCAUUACGCAUCUCGGAUAAUGGUGUUGUUAUUAGUUUCGACAAUCACCUUGUUACCAGUUGUUGUAAGUCAUUUUUUUAUCCUUUUUAGAAUGUGCUUCAUUGAUGUUUUUACAUAUAUUCUAGAAGACUUAGUAAGCUAUUAUUUGUAGCUUGGGUCCAAAAAAGGAAAAAAAGGUUGAAAAUGAACAGGGCUUACAAACAUACUUCCUUAUCUCGAGUAAGGGCAGAUUAUGCAAGACAUCAUUCAGAGAAAUUGGAUAUUUAUUUGGUUGAUUCCAGUGUGUUUAGUAUCAAAAGUGCCAUUGAUCCUUUUCAUUAUGAGUGCCCUUCAGCAGUAAAUCUAAAGCAUGUUGUUAAUGGAAGAAACAAAGGAGUAGAACCUCAAACUUAGAGUCCAUCUGUGGAGUGUUGUGUACAAAUGAAUUGCCUUUUUCAUGGGUGCUUGCUAGAUGGGCAGAUUUCUAGCUUAGAACCUUGUAAAAAAAGAAAAAAAAAAGAAAAAGAAAAAAAAACUUGUCCUCUUUUUUGCAAAAACACCCCCCAAAUGAACACUAAAUUUUGAGCAAAUAAUUUAACACCACUUUAGGUUACAUUUUAUUUGCUGAUUCCAACUCUUCCAGUUUGUAAGUAAAUUACAUGAGAAAACGAACAUUGUAUUUAUUAUUUUCUUUGCUAGCUGUACAUUUUUGCAGAAUAAUAUUGGUCUGUAUUUGAGACACAAAACACAAUUGAGUCUGUGAUUUUGUUGACUGUACACAUCAGAUUAAAUGUUUUUGAGGCGUAAUGGAAGACAGCAUUACUCUUUAUUGAUCGUCCACACAGUAUUCUCCCUCCCCCGUGCGUUGUUGCUUGAGACGUGUGAAAGGAGCAUUUAACAGGCUGAUAAACUUAUUUUGGCCUUUUGAGUAUUGUACAGUUCACUUCUUCCAUCUUCAGUAUUGGAAAUACAAUAUAUGCAGUUGAAUACAUACCGUGACCUCCCAACACAGCUGCUGGGUCAAUAAACACUAGCAUCUUGUAGACUUCUGCUCUGUCUCUGUGAGAUAGUAUGUUGCAGUAAUAGCUCUGGGGGCUCCCAUUUACACUUGAAGAGCAGUAUAUGCCAAAGCUGAAGUAAAGAAGAUGUAGGAUGAGCAAGCUAUAGAUAUGCAAAAUAUUUUAGUAUGCAUUUGUAUAUCACCGCUGGUUGUAAAUAUUGUUACUGAUUUGUAUCAUGAUCUCAGAGAUGUAAUGUUCAAGGCUCCAUUAAUAAGUUCAACAUAACAGCAGGUUACCAUGCAGGCCUGUUCAGUGUAAACUUUUGUAAAUAUGAUGUACUCAUUACCCACACUUGUGUACAUAGCUAAUACAGCUUCUCCCGUCUGCCUGCUAUGCUAGGGGUGGCAUGUAUACCAUGUUCAUAGGGUCAGCAACAGUGGUUUUGGUUCUCAGGUGCAACUAUGAGAGAAAAAAAAAAGAAUAAUGGCUAUGGAAAAAUCAUUUUAUUUUGUUACAUUUAAUUGGCCAGUGCUGCUGAUUUCUUCUCAUUUGUGUGGAUUCUAUAUAUGAGCCUUAAGAGAACCGUUUGUUUUGUUGCAAUGAAGCCCCUGGACUGUGUAUGCUGCCAUUCUUAGUGAAUCAAGUCAUAACAUUUAUUCUCAAAAAUUUGUUAUCUAAAAAUGGAGAUCAAUAUAUCUUCACAGUAGAUUCCAAGUGAAUAGGUUCCCCCUUAUAUUAAGUGCAAAAUAUUAUUGUGUGGAAGAGAAAAGAGAGAGAGGGAGUUUCUAAUAACCCUUGGGGUUUACAGCAUUUAUUUUGUAGUUUCUUGUAUUGGAAAAUUAAUUUUGAAAUUUUAUGGUAAUGAGUGCUGGAAGAUUGAAAAAAAAUAUUUGGCACAUUGUAGUCUCACAAAACACCUCUUUCAGCACCCAGUUACCAAGCCCCAAUGUUUUUAUUCUUUAUUACAAAUCAUAAUUAAUUUGAAACUGAGUUCCAGAUGUCACCAUGAUUUUACUUGAUUACCUAACUAGGGAGUGCUGGUUACUGUUAACUUUUGCUCACCUACAGAAUUCAAAUAACGAGUCUUUGCUCAAUACCAGCAUUAUGUGUACCAUAGAGAUCAGCUGAAGAAACUUUUCAUCAGAUAGGCAUGAGCUCCUCUCGGUCCUCUGUAGGAUGAUUUAAUCCCUCUUUAUUAGGUGUUUGUGUUCUCAUGAGGCAUCCUUCAUCCUUCAUCCUCCUGUAUGUGUGACGAUAGUAUCGCUGCAGGCAGUGGGUGUCAGCUCAUACCAUCCCCAUCACUCCAGUGUAUCUUUGUAUAUAGCCUAUACCAACAUCCCAGAAACAUCUGUUAUUCUCCUGCUUUAUAACUAGCUCUGUCAUUGCUUUAUACUUGUUGGAAUAAAACAUCACCGUCUUCCA